GUGAGAGAGGUGGUGUUGUGAGGGGGUGUUGGUGUUGCUGUUUUUCAAGAUUCGAUGAUCCAUCAUGCCUGCAGAACUGGGCACAGAGGAUGAAUUUAGAAUUCUAGUGGCAACAGAUAAUCACCUAGGGUACCAGGAGAAGCAUGGAGAAAGAGGCAGUGACAGCAUGACCACAUUUGAAGAGAUUCUGCAACUAGCCCAUGAAAAAGAAGCAGAUUUUAUAUUGCUUGGUGGGGAUCUCUUUCAUGAAAAUAAGCCAUCUCGAAAUUGUGUGAUACAAUGUUCACAACUCCUAAAAAAGUAUUGUCUUGGUGACAGACCGGUAGCAUUUGAAUACCUGAGCGACCCCAGUCAGGAUUUCUGCAUGCAGGAGCCACGGGUGAAUUUUCACGACCCCAACCUUAACAUCGCGAUGCCCGUGUUCUCCAUCCAUGGCAACCACGACGACAUCAGCGGGCUGGGUGACACGGCUGCCCUUGAACUGCUCUCCGUGGCGGGACUCAUCAACUACUUCGGCCGCUGGACCGACCUCAAGUCUGUCCGGCUGGCGCCCGUGCUGCUGCAGAAGGGCCAGACCAAGCUGGCGCUGUACGGGCUCGGCAACGUCCGGGACGAGCGGCUGCACCGCAUCUUCACCGGCGGCAACUUCGUGAUGCUCCGUCCUAAAGAAGACACAGAAAGCUGGUUUAAUCUGUUCGUGCUGCACCAAAACCGCGUGAAACACGGCCCCAAGAACUACAUUCCGGUGGAGUUUCUGGACGACUUCCUCGACCUGGUGGUGUGGGGGCACGAGCACGAGAACCGCCUGCGGCCCGAGUGGCAGGAGCGUCCGCAGCUCUACAUCUCGCAGCCCGGCAGCUCGGUGGCCACCUCGCUGUGCGACGCCGAGGCCAAGCCGAAGGCGGUCGGCCUGCUGACGGUGCGCGGCAAGGAGUUCCGCAUGGAGUCCGUGCCGCUGCGCACGGUGCGGCCGUUCGUGUUUCGCACGUUGCGGCUCUCGGAGUGCGCCAGCCUCGACCUCACCGUGCGCGACGUGUCGGCGGCCGUGCAGCAGUACGUCGCCGCCUACGUGGACGACCUGCUGCUGGAGGCGGAGGAGCAGCUGACCGGUCACGAGAAGCAGCCGCGCCGCCCGCUGGUGCGCCUGCGCGUGGAGUACUCGGAUGAGAACCAGGUGUUCCAGGGCGUGCGCUUCGGCCAGAAGUACUCGGACCGGGUGGCUAAUCCCGAGGACAUGAUCAUGCUGAAGCGGGAGCGCACCGAGGCGGAGGCGCGCGCCGACGCCGUGGACGGCGGGGCGAUGGCGGCCGUCGUGCAGCAUGAGGAGAUGCGGGUCGAAGAUUUCGUGGUGCAGUACUUCGCGCAGCUGGAGGAGGGUGCCGGACUGCACGUGCUGGAUGAGCGAAAGAUGGGCAUGGCUGUCAAUCGCUUCGUCCUCAAGCAGGAGAUUGGUGCAAUCAGCGACGUUGUGAAGCACCAGAUCAAGAGGGCGGUGGCCGAGCUGCAGGCGCGCAGCCCGCUCGAAGUCAGCGAGGCGAGCGCGCGGGAGGAGCUGGCCAGGGCCCGCGAGGAGCGCGCGCAGAAGAAGCUGGAGAAGAUGAACGGUAGCGGAGCCACCGCCGCCACCGCCGCCACCGCCGCCACCGCCGCCACCGCCGCCACCGCCGACAAGCUCAGGGUGGAUUCGGACGAAGAGGAGGAGGAGAUGCGCGGCGUGCUAGAGGGCGGCUCUCCGCCGCCGCCGCCGCUGCCGGACGUCGCUGCCGUCACCAUCAUCUCCGACUCUGACUCGGACGACGUGAUGAUGCCGGACGACCCACCAGCGGAGAGCGCGACUGGCGGCGGGCGGCGGGCAAGACCGACCCGCCGCAAGGGCGUGCUGUUCGACAGUGACAGCGACAGUGACUGA
Messenger RNA from Pollicipes pollicipes, 1909 nucleotides. Its product is annotated as double-strand break repair protein MRE11-like. Gene Ontology annotation, molecular function: 3'-5'-DNA exonuclease activity; single-stranded DNA endonuclease activity; manganese ion binding. Gene Ontology annotation, biological process: mitotic intra-S DNA damage checkpoint signaling; double-strand break repair via homologous recombination; mitotic G2 DNA damage checkpoint signaling. NCBI's taxonomy places the organism in Eukaryota, Metazoa, Arthropoda, Thecostraca, Pollicipedomorpha, Pollicipedidae. The record is from RefSeq and is a predicted model, not a curated record. Gene Ontology annotation, cellular component: site of double-strand break; nucleus; Mre11 complex.